AUGGGAAGAGCUCCUUGUUGUUCAAAAGUUGGGUUGCAUCGAGGUCCGUGGACUUCUCGGGAAGAUGCAUUGCUCACCAAAUAUAUUCAAGCUCAUGGAGAAGGCCAAUGGCGAUCACUUCCAAAAAGCGCUGGGCUUCUGAGAUGCGGAAAAAGUUGCAGACUUCGAUGGAUGAACUAUCUGAGGCCAGAUAUAAAGAGAGGAAACAUAACUCCUGAAGAAGAUGAUCUUAUUAUAAGAAUGCAUUCGCUUCUUGGUAAUAGAUGGUCUCUUAUUGCCGGAAGAUUACCAGGAAGAACAGAUAAUGAGAUAAAGAAUUACUGGAACACGCAUCUCAUUAAAAAGCUCAAAAAUCAAGAACAACCAGAGCAGGAGAAGAAGAAGAAGAAAAAGAAACAGAAGAACGAAAAGAACAAAAUCAAAACGAAAGUAUCAAAAGAUUCAGAGAAGAAGACCUUAGUUUAUCUACCAAAGGCCAUGAGGGUCAAGAAGAGUUUAUCAUAUGUAAUACCAAGAACUGAUAAUACCAUAAACAUGGAACCAAACUCAGUAACAACAAGCCAAAAGGAAGAAGAGCAGAGAGUAGAAACAAAAGAGGGAGAAAAUGAUGGGUUUGGAUUGUUCUUUGGUGAACAGUGCCAUGAAGAUUUGGUCAACAACAAUGACAUGGAAUGCCAAACUGGUUUUCUUGAGAAGUUGUAUGAAGAGUACUUGCAGCUAUUGAAGAAUGAAGAAAAUCAUGAAAAAUUAUUAGAUUCUUUUGCUGAGUCUUUAUUGGUGUGA
Molecule: messenger RNA, 783 nt
Organism: Vicia faba (fava bean)
Lineage: Eukaryota; Viridiplantae; Streptophyta; Magnoliopsida; Fabales; Fabaceae
Source: the annotation of a GenBank genome assembly